This is a messenger RNA of Boeremia exigua, 1539 nucleotides long. Its product is annotated as kinase-like domain-containing protein. The transcript has 5 exons. Bases 1 to 1539 code for a protein of 512 amino acids. The record is from RefSeq and is a predicted model, not a curated record. Gene Ontology annotation, biological process: protein phosphorylation. Gene Ontology annotation, molecular function: protein serine/threonine kinase activity; ATP binding. Lineage: Eukaryota; Fungi; Ascomycota; Dothideomycetes; Pleosporales; Didymellaceae. Gene Ontology annotation, cellular component: cytoplasm.
AUGGCCGCCCCUCCACGUCGGCCGUUCCGCAUAUUUCGCAAAGGCGACGACCUCGAUAUAGACCAUCUCGAUGAGCUUCCUUUCAUCCACGUCAGUCUAUUAGGACACGGUCACAGUGGCACAGUAGAAAAAGUCAGGGACAAUAAUACUGGUGAAUUGUUCGCCAGGAAGACAAUCACUAUACCUGCGAGUAGAAGAGUGAGAUCUGAGAGAUCGGAUACCUUUCACAACGAAGUCCGAACAAUACGAAAGCUCAGUCAACAUCGGCAUAUAAUCGAGGUGUUCGCGACGUACAUAACGGAGGAGCAUUUUGGGCUGAUCCUCCGGCCUGUUGCGGAAGAAGGCGAUCUUUCAAAAUUUCUGGAUAGAUACUGGAAGCUUCGUCAAAUAUCAGCUCAAUCAGAAGCGGAUGAUAGGCGCUUAGUUCACAUGAGUGGCAUACUGAAGCAGGCUUUUGGGUGCCUAGCUAGUGGCCUGGUGUUCAUGCAUACAUCUGGUAUUAGACACAAGGACAUCAAGCCCCACAACAUCUUGAUCCACAAAGGAGCAGUCGUCUACACCGAUUUUGGUUACUCGCUAGAUACCAGCAUGUUCAGCAAAAGUUGCGUAUAUCUAGAGCUUCUCUCAGCUCUUCGCGACGAGCCCGCCUUGUGUCCUGAAGGUUCAGAUCUCUCAGCCCAGAAAGACCGCAUAUUUGCCGCCAGCAUGGACGAGAUACACACGUGCCUGGCCGAUCUUCACCUUCCAGAAGGGCUGGAGUUUCUCUCUAGCAUCAUUGUACUGAUGACAGGUGCCCAUUGGAAGCAUCGUCCAACUUCCGAGGUGGUUGUACAGCAUUUCGCUGACAGAACAGACUUCUCUUGUGCACAAUGUUGCACCAGAGUGCCACCUCGGCUGCGUGGUGAAGAUCAAUGGCAGUGGAGUGAGCCCUUUAAAGACUACUACAUUGCCUCGUGCGAUGAAUCAGAAAUACCCACUGCCUCGUCAAAAUUGCUACAAGCGCCCUAUGCAAAAUUUCGUAGUAGAGAUGGUCCUGACGCUCGAACCUUUUGGGUGCUCGGUAGAGUCUUCAGAAUGAAGAAAUGGAGAGUCAACGUUCAGACUCAAGCUCGCGACGACACCUCUUCGCUGCAGACUUCCAGUGAAAAAGUCCAAUCUGCAGUGCAGUGCUUUGUCGUAGUAAAAGUCAACCAAACUUAUGUUCAGACCUGCCUUAUCACAACGUAUAAAAAAAAGGGCACACUUGGCCUUGAUUGCGAUCCUUCCAAACACACGAUUGUCUUCUCGUCUGGUAUCGAUUCCCAGACCUGUUAUCUGGAUGGCGAGCGCGAGCGCGGUUUGGUAAAACACCCUAUCGAGGUUGCACUGAUUGAACGGACGACCAAGCUUCCACGACAGUCGCGAAUCAGCUUGGUUAGCACGGUGGCUGUCAAUUUUGGUGAUCAAGUGAAGGAUAUUGGUAUGGUGAUACCGGAGCAUCGGGAGUUACUUCGCCAAUAUUGGAGCGAAGAGAGAGAGGAUUUCGAUGAUGAAGUCUGA